Rotaria sordida is the source of this 1092-nucleotide messenger RNA. The record is from the annotation of a GenBank genome assembly. NCBI's taxonomy places the organism in Eukaryota, Metazoa, Rotifera, Eurotatoria, Philodinida, Philodinidae.
AUGAUAGUCGCCUUGGUCGGCACAAUUCAAACGAUAGAAACGACAAGUACAACUACAGUGACAAGUUCAACGACAACAACAGUGCUUCCAGGAUGGUCGAACACGAAUAAUAUAAACUAUGCAAGAUAUAGACACACAGCUUCGGCUUUAGCCGAUGGAACAGUCCUGAUUGUUGGUGGACAAGAUAGCUCGAGUGUUUUAAGUAGUGUUGAGUUAUAUGAUCCAUCAAUUGGCCUAUGGACAGUUACUGGAAGUAUGAAUAUUGCUCGAAGUUCUCAUACAGCAUCCGUAUUACCGAAUGGAAAAGUAUUAGUUACUGGUGGACAAACUACUAAUGGUCAUACAAGCACUGCUGAGUUGUAUGAUCCAUCAACAAAAACGUGGAUUCUUACUGGAAAUAUGUCGAAUCCUCGAAUCGAUCAUAAAGCAUGUGCAUUCUCAAAUGGAACGGUGAUCAUUGCCGGUGGAUGGAGUUUUGCUUAUUAUAAUCAAGCUGAGUUGUAUGAUCCAACAACAGGUGUAUGGACAGCCGCUACGAAUAUGAUCAAUUAUCGAUCUUCAUACAGAUCAUCGAUCUUGACAGAUGGAACAUUCUUAGUAGCUGCUGGAGAUGAUGCUGUUAGUUUCCUCAGUUAUGCUGAAUCCUAUGAUCUGUCGACGAGAAUGUGGACAGCUACUGGAAAUAUGAAUGUCGCUCGACGUAAUUACGCUGUCGUUCUCUUAACAUCGGGACAAGUGUUAGCUAUUGGCAGUGAUACUGGUGGAGGUACCUGUUUAGAUAGUACCGAAUUGUACAAUCCAUCAACAAGAGCAUGGACAGCGACCGGACAAAUGAAUCAUGCACGAAGCUAUCAUACAGCAACUGUUUUAACAGAUGGAAGAGUUUUAGUUACUGGUGGAUGUAAUAGUGCUUCUUCGAAUACUGCUGAGAUUUAUGAUGCUUCAACAGGAAUAUGGACACUUAUUACGAGUAUGAAUGACACUCGCACACAACAUACAGCAUCUCUAUUAACAAAUGGAAAGGUAUUAGUUGCUGGUGGAUUAUCCAGUAGUGGUGUUACUUUGAGUACUUCAGAGAUAUAUCAACCAUAA